UGCCUUGGCAAUUUCCUUCUUCUCAAUUAAUCAAGUCAGUCAUCACCUCGAAGGAGCUGCCUGCCAAACCCGGUCGCUCAGUGCAGUGACCUCAUCCACAGGCCAGCCAAGACCGCUUGUUCUUGCUGUUUAGCGGUCGAUCGUCGCCCCCAAUCCUUCUGGAAAGAGCGACAUCAUCAUUUCUGUUUACCUCAUUCGCCCCUUGAACCUCAUCAUAGAAGGUCAACCCCGUGAUCUUCUCUCGUUGUUGCCUCCGUCACAGCCUCUGAACCCAGAAGAGAAAGCACGCCUUGUGGAUCCUUGCAAUUACCCCCGUCAUCAAUUCAGUCUUACCUACGGAGUAGGUACCCUUCCUGAAUUCGGAUUUCGGGUAUUAAACCUUGGACUGCCCACUUCAGACUCUUCCAUCAACUUACAUCCCCCAAACACAAACUGACGGCUUUCUUGGUUUCCAUCGUCAGUUUGGCAUCUUCUAUUCCGAUAUCAUUUGGUCUUUCACUUAAAUCUGGUUUCCAAUCCACAAUCCGCACUUUUUUGUUUCACCUCGCCUACACCUACCUGCAUCCUUUCGUCAUACCAAGACAACUUGGCCCACAAUGAGACCAGACUUCGCAGUCGUGCUAUUCACACUCCUCACGUCGACGAUCGCGUCGGCCACCCAUGCACCCCGUCGCAUAGAACGCAGCGACAUAGAGGGCCCCGAGUCUGGGAAAGCCCCUUGUUAUGGGCAAGGCUGUUGUUAUAGGCAAGACUGUUCUAAACACCCGCUUUACAAGCGCCGUGGCGGCGGCGGUGGUGGAGGCCGCGGAGGUUCCAGCGGCGGAGGUUCAAGAGGAUCAUCUGGCAGCGGCAGCAGAGGUGGGAGUUCCCGUGGAAGCAGUGGAAGCGGCAGCAGUCGCGGAAGCAGCAGUAGUGGUAGUGGUUCAAGAGGCUCAUCAUCUCGUCCAGGUUCCUCAUCAGGCAGCGGUGGCUCCCGCAGCUCCGGCGGCGGCGGCUCUCGCGGCGUCGGUCCGCAGCCCAGCUUCGCGGGCGGCCGAUACUACCCCGGUGGUUCUUCAAAACCUUACAGGUCCGGCGUCUCAAGUCCCGGAAGAAUUGCCCCCUUCGCUCUAGGUGGUGCAGCUCUGGCAUUCUGGCCUGGCGUUUGGCUCUACGGUGCAUACAUGUAUCCUUACUCGCAUCCCUACCAUUACCACAACGACACCAGCGAUGAGGACGAAGAGCGCGACGUCCUCUGUGGAUGCUCGCGAUAUGAGUAUUGUGCGUGCGACGACAACAACAGCACCCAAUACUUCGACGAACUCAUCGGAAACGGAAGCUACGACGCACUUAACAAGUCCAUCGUCAAUGUUGCAGAGGUCAACGGCACAAUGACAAUCCUCAUCAACGGAACUCUGCCCAACGACACAGCCCUCCCCGACGAGGAUGCAUCAGAGAAUGGAGCAUUGUCAAGACGGCAAUUCCCAUCAUUCCACCAUGCUGAGAAUGUCGGCAAGGGUAUCAUGGGGAUGGUCAUCGCGGCAAUAGUAAUGAAUGCCCUCUAGUGGUUGCUCAUCAUAUUCUCGACUGUUGUUAUAGCGAUACUUUAUAUCAAGGGUCACAGAAACCGCCCAAACCGCGCGAACCGUGCAAACCGCGCAAACCAGGUUGCGCAAGUCUAAUGAGUUUAUGGAUUUCACGGUGUUAUUGAUGGCGUUAAUACCCAACGGGGAGGAUUCCUCUGCUAUUAGAGAGUGGCACUAUUGACUUCAAAAUCCUUUGUACUUAUUAUUGUUAUUGAAGCAUUCAAUAUUCGUCAUGCAUUGCACGACGAACGGAACUUGUUAGAAAUACACUGUAUCCUUUUCUCAACACUAGUCCCAUGAAUGGCGUACCGUUCAUGACUACAUCAACAGGCCUCUCAGUGUGACAUCCACAGCAUUAAUAGAGGAAAACAAUCAAGGCAGACUCCAUCUCCUCACAUCAUCCCUGCGCAAGCUUACAUCACUGUCCAACUCAAUUGCCCCCAAUACACCUAUGGUGCCACG
Molecule: messenger RNA, 2027 nt
Organism: Fusarium verticillioides 7600
Lineage: Eukaryota; Fungi; Ascomycota; Sordariomycetes; Hypocreales; Nectriaceae
Exons: 1
Coding region: 597-1544 (315 amino acids)
Source: RefSeq, a predicted model, not a curated record